AUGGACACUCACGAAUCUAAAGAGUUAAGGUUUAGCAAUAAGCAAAUACUUGUGGUCGGAGAAGGAGAUUUUUCAUUUUCUUUGUCUUUAGCCAAAGCCUUUGGUUCUGCCACCAACUUCACUGCAACAUCCCUUGAUAUUCGAGAGAACCUAGGACGUAAUUACAACAAUGGAAAAGAGAACGUGGUUGAGUUGGAGAGACUUGGAUGCACCGUGGUCCGUGGUGUUAACGUACACUCCAUCACUUCAGACAAUCGUUUAGCUCGAUACGAUGUUAUCCUCUUUUAUUGUCCUCAUGCAGGUAAACUACAUGGGGUGGUUGGUGGAUUUAUGAAGAGUGCAAAAGAGAUGAUGAAAGAAGAAGAUGUAGGAGAGUUUCAUAUCAUUCAUAUCACAAUGCAUCCAUUUAACAAGUGGGAUAUAAAGACUCUCGCUGAAGAAGAAGGUUUGCGUUUUAUUAACCAAAUGAAGUUUGACAAAUGGGCAUUUCCAAGUUACUCCAACAAGAAUGGAAAUGGAAGCAAUUGUGACAAUAGCUUUCCUAUCGGAUCAGCUGUUGUUACUUUCAUCUUCAAGAAAUAG
Messenger RNA from Capsella rubella, 582 nucleotides. RefSeq lists its product as uncharacterized. The transcript is spliced from 3 exons. The record is from RefSeq and is a predicted model, not a curated record. Gene Ontology annotation, cellular component: cytoplasm. Gene Ontology annotation, biological process: rRNA base methylation. The coding region runs from base 1 to 582 and encodes 193 amino acids. NCBI's taxonomy places the organism in Eukaryota, Viridiplantae, Streptophyta, Magnoliopsida, Brassicales, Brassicaceae. Gene Ontology annotation, molecular function: rRNA (uridine-N3-)-methyltransferase activity.